GAGAGCGACAACCAUUUGGUCACGAAAUGUCAAUAUAUCUUCUAUUUUGAUGCUGGUUUCAAUAGCUGUACUACAGCUAUGAAGCUUUUUGACGCUGGGAACAGCAUUGGACAUUUCCUAAGACGUAUUCUGUGGGAAACGUAACCAGAAACGAGAAAAUCUGGCGCAAAAAUGAUGCGCUUCCACGAUCGACACGGAACCCAUGUCAAACUUUCACCAUCAAAAACAUCUGCGACGAGAUUCAAAAGCUUUGCUAAUGCGGUAGUUUUCAGUCAUCGCCCUUUAGCAUUCGGUGAGACAUUCCUUUUUGAAAUCGAAGAGCAGGAAAAAGACUGGUCGGGCCAUGUCCGCUGCGGAAUAACAACACACAACCCACAAACGAUUAAAAGCGUUCCGCCGUAUUUACUGCCAGACAUGGCUCAAAUGGGAAGAACUUGGGUGUUUGCGAUCAAGUCCACCAUGCAAAAACCAUUAGGUGACGAACAUUUUAGGGACUACGGGAGUCACAAUUAUCAACGGCAAGCAGCAGGAGAUAAAGAUAAUAAUCCCAUGUUUUGUGGUAAAAAAGCACAAGAGGGAGAACUUAAACCCACUGAUGUCGGGUCGCGUAUAGGAGUUAAAGUCAGCCCCACUGGAGAAUUGUAUUUCUUCGUUAAUGGCAUGAAAUUCGGUCCCUGUGCUCUGGAUGUUCCUGUCGACAAGGAUCUCUUUGUGGCUGUCGAUGUUUAUGGAACAACAAAACGGGUGCAAAUCAUACAAUGUGGAGUUCCCUCACUUCUUGACUUGUGCUGUGAAAACAUCAAGAAACUUGUGGCAAAGCAAACUGAUAUGGAACUUCUUCCCAUAACAAUGCAGCUUAAAAAGUACAUCGCUGCAUUUUAACAAGAAAGAACUAGAACAGAUAAAAUAAUAGUUAUGCUAAAUUAUGACUUACUUUAGAUUUCAACUAUGAAGCUUACUGCUGUAAAAACCCCUGUCUAUUAAGAACCUAAAAUUUUAGAACCUGUUGGGCUCAAAUUUCCCAGUCACAUAAUAACCAUUCUAGGCAAAAAUCUCAAUACAGGUUCUUAUUUUCAAAGUUUAGAGUUUUUUCAAAUAAAUACAGUAUAUCACAUGCAAUACAGCAAAAAGGUAACAAAACCUACCCAGAACACUGGCCGUUUUAUAAGACCACAAUACUGUACUGCGAAUGAUUCAAUAUAAAGACCACAUGCAUGAGUACAAGUUUGUUUUUAAACAAAAAUUAAGAACCUGAUUAAGAACCAAGGUAGCCUAAUUUCAUUGUAAACACCAUUUAUAUAUUAAGGACCUAUGGAAGCUAA
Orbicella faveolata is the source of this 1322-nucleotide messenger RNA. Its product is annotated as neuralized-like protein 2. The record is from RefSeq and is a predicted model, not a curated record. Gene Ontology annotation, molecular function: ubiquitin protein ligase activity. NCBI's taxonomy places the organism in Eukaryota, Metazoa, Cnidaria, Anthozoa, Scleractinia, Merulinidae.